AUGUUACCUCUUGCGUUCGGGCCCCUUGGUCAGCCCGGUCUGAGGAUACCACAGAGCAGUCUCCAAGUACUCUAUGACGCUUCUACGCCGAUGAAACAAACUGGCUUGGCGAUAUAUAUUCGCCAUCCAUCAUCCUUGCGCCCUGCGACUGCAAAUUUACUCCGUAUAGGUACACGCCUAUACUUACAAACCGUCGGCCACGCUUUCCACGACACUGAGGUCAUAACUGAUACGGCAGCCUCAACCGCGGAAGAAGAUCUAGUCCUAGACUCGGAUUCUGAAUCAGAUACCGACUAUAGCGAUGAGAUACACAUUGGCAUCACCAGCGCCGCGAGCCAAAGCUUGGAGACAUUCUCCUUCGCAGAUUCAGAUGGGAGCGAAUGCUCUCAUAGCCCUUCUACCGUAUCCAACCUUUCCACACCACGUACCUCAGCCGGUAACUCAUCACAAGAGUGUGAAUUAAACAUGAGCGUACUCACUCGGACCCUAGAAGAAGUCACUCCUUCCGGAUCUCUUGUUCCUGCGCCUCGGAACUUUGCGGUGCGGCAGCCGCUCCAGCCAUCAGAAGCAUCGUUGAAGUCUCUUGGUCGCGUAAUUGAAAUAUCGGAGGCGAACGACUGGGCUUUGAUCGAAAUCACAACCGUAGAGGUCGAGGAUCGAUUGCGUUCGAGUUUGAACAAGGAUGCCCCAAGUUUAGCCUACGAGAGAAUUGCGGUACGACCCCCCGAUGCUGCUAGAGUGUAUACCUGCACAGCUUCGGGACAAAAACUAUUUGGUUACAUUUCCGACGCUUGCUCUUCUACACGCCUCCCGAACGGGAAGUCCUUUCGGGAUAUCUAUGUCGCCAGACUCGAAGAUGGGCUGUCGAACGGAGAUUGCGGCGCAGUGUUCUUCGACGCCAGAACCCAUGAGACCUAUGGACACCUUAUUGCUGGAUGCCAAAGAACUGGUACAGCACACAUCCUAGCAGCACACCAGACUGCGACUGAUCUCGGAAGGAUUCGCAAAAUGCUGAUGGACUUUCCCAUGCCAGUCAGACUUUCACCCAAUACUUUGGAAUCUCUGCCUUCGGAGAUUGAGCUUCAAGACAAUGAAACCCACCCAGAAAUGUCUAAGAAGCUGCCUGUUAUCGACAGGGCUGCAACCACGUUUUCAGAGGCAUAUCACAAGCCGGAGAUCCCCUGGAAAUUUCUGCUCUCUUUCGCGAAACGGUGGGAUGACAAGUUCUCCAAUGACAGGAUACCGGGAGAUACGCCGUAUGUGGACGAGCUCAAGCUUUAUUCUCCCACCAGUGAGGGUAUCUCAUUAUUCCUGGAAGCCUAUGGAGGAGGUACAACGUCUUUCGAUCUAGAGGCGGUGAUUCGGUACUGCCAAGAUACUGUUAUUUCCAAGAUCCGUGAACAAGGCAAGCCGGGCUCCGCAUGGAUGGACGAUCGGACCUAUGUCUCGUACUACCACGCUCCUGUAUCAGCUUUAAUGGCUGCCUCCAACGCGAAUUCUGUACUGGUAGAGCCGGAAGCACCGCCCAUGAACCAAGACACGUCUCGUGCGCUUUACGUGGAGUAUCUAGACCAUGCAUCAGAAAAUGUAGUCCCCCCUAGAGUUGAGAGGGUCUUGAACGCUGGCGAUAGUCCUACUUCAAAUCGCUAUAUCCCGGACUCCCGGCGCUAUCCUGCACCACUAACAGCGGAACUGCUAUUUGAGAAUCUAAGGAAGAAGCGCUACAAGCAUCCCGAUCUUCCGGACUCUGAUAGACGGCUGGUGUUCGUCGCAAAUCCAGAUGGUUACGACAUCCUUGCUGUGACAGAGACUGCACCGCAACAUCUCCAUGAAGCUUUGGGGGGGUUUCUCGAGAGAUAUGUCUCAUUGAGAACCGCCUUGAAGGUCAAACUCUCGGACUGCGGAUUCCCUGCAUACCAAAUCCAGUACCAUCUUCCCCAUUUCGUUUUACGAAAGAAAAAACACCGUUCUAAGAGGCACACUGAGAAAUUGCAGCGGGCUCGUACUGACCUUUCAUUCUUGUCGCAGGCGUUGCCAUCCACAUUCAAUGAAGAACCACUGGAGCUCAUCCAAGCUCAGAUCUCGAUCGUGUUGUGUGGGACAAGCGAGACACGUUAUACGGUCUAUUGUUUCGAAGAUAAUGACCAUGAUGAUGACAGGGAAAUGGGCGAUGACGAGUUCUCCGAAGACGGGUUCCAGACAGACCAGAUCGCAAAGGGUGAAAUUGACGCUAACCAACCAAUCUGGAAUCCUCGACAAUACAUACUUGUGACCUUGCUUGAGAGAAUCACGCAAGUGGCCAAGGAGUGGGCGCGCGUCGUGCAUGUAAUCGACUCCGCUUCUGCUAGAUUCGCGUGCGGCCGAACCACCGCCAGCAAAGGCUGCAAUCCUUUCGACUAUGAGAGCAUUCCCACAACCUCUUCCUGGACUCGGAGUAUGCUUCAGGUACUGCGACAGCUAUUACGCACUAUUCGCGAAACGAUCAAGGCGUGGGAGACUUUCAUAUCCGAUAACGGCGAUAUUGGGUACUUCUCAGAUCUCCUUUCAACACCGGGUAUUUCACCAACACGCACACUGCGCACACUGCAUCAGAUCCAUGGAGCAUUCGACGACCUGAAAAGUUUCCAUGGGAGUUUGUUCAAUAUUCAGGAAGAAUACGAAAAGCUAGAACGUGCACUCGAAGUGCGGAUGAUGGUUGAGACCAACAAACUCACCGAGAUGAUUGUUCUGUUCAUCUGCCCGGUCGUUGUUGUCAGCUCAUUUUUCGCAAUCCCGACUUCUUCCAUUACUUUUCCACGAACCAUGUGGUCUUUCACGGGUGGCGUGAUACUCAUUACGAUAUUUCUGUAUCUUCUUCGUCUCCCUCCAAGAGGAAGGUCCGGCAAUGGUUGGCAGCUACUGGUAAUGGCAUGGUGGAGCAGAAUGAGACGAGGCACCCGCGAAAAUACGACACAAACCGGAUCUGUUCCAAGAGCUAUUCGACAGAGAGCAACUCAUCCUGCAGUCAGAGAGUGA
Messenger RNA from Parastagonospora nodorum SN15, 3015 nucleotides. RefSeq lists its product as hypothetical. The coding region runs from base 1 to 3015 and encodes 1004 amino acids. The transcript has 5 exons. NCBI's taxonomy places the organism in Eukaryota, Fungi, Ascomycota, Dothideomycetes, Pleosporales, Phaeosphaeriaceae. The record is from RefSeq and is a predicted model, not a curated record.